AUACAUAAAUUCAUAAAAUAAAAUACAGCACAAACACAUAUAUAUACAAUAUACAUUAAAACCACACACAUUUAAAAAACAAACACAAAUUUUUUAAUAAAGCACAUAAAAGAAAGAAAAUGGAUGCGGUCAGGGCAGACUAUGCUUUACUCGCAUUUGACACUUAUACCGAUUACAUUCAAUCAUUCAUCAACGCAGACGAUCGUCGUUAUUUGCAGAGUUCGACUGUCAUUGAACAAUAUAUUAAACUUGGCUAUCGGACCACGAGUAAAAUCUAUGAGAGAGAGGAAUUCAUAAAAACUCGAGCAAAGGCAAUGGAAAUGAUUAACCCGAAGAAACAAUUGAAUUUGCAGUACGGCAAAUACUUAAAUAACAACGAUCCUGGUCUACUGGCAUUGGCGAAACGCGAGAUGCCCAAUGUAUUGCAAAAGGUUUCGACUAUCAUUUUUCUGGUGGUGCGCCGACCGAGUGGUUUUGAUAUAUCGGGCUAUAUGGACUAUGCGAGUAGUUUGCGCAGCUUCGCCUUGAAUCAGCGUGGAUCGACAAAUUGGAAGGGCGUAUUCGAGGGAACGACUCAAUUGCGCCCUAGGCCCAAUCAUUUGAGCUACUAUGAUCUUCAUAAAAAAGUCCUGACAUACAACGAUAGUGAAAAUUAUGAAACAUUGCAUAUCGGACAAUCACUGGUAUUCAUGCACAAGGGUGACCAUAAGAUCAUUCAUUUGGAUGUAAGUCAUGAUACUUCUUGCGUCAAACGUACUAUGAUACAUUCUCCCCUAAUUGGCACUAUCAUUUUUUACGAUCACAUUGUUAGAAAGCCCAUUUAGCAUCAUAAGCAAGACAAUAAAUAUUUUAUUCUCAA
Messenger RNA from Drosophila grimshawi, 859 nucleotides. Its product is annotated as cilia- and flagella-associated protein 299. NCBI's taxonomy places the organism in Eukaryota, Metazoa, Arthropoda, Insecta, Diptera, Drosophilidae. The transcript has 2 exons. The record is from RefSeq and is a predicted model, not a curated record. The coding region runs from base 120 to 824 and encodes 234 amino acids.